CAAGUAUUGCUCUCUCGGAUGCAAUCCUCGUGUGUGAAACUUGUACAUCAUUUAAAGUGAAAUUUCUGCGGAAGUUGGCAAUCGCUUUCGGAUAGUAGUAUAAUAAAAGGGUAACUGAGGAAAAGAAUCACAUUCCGAUGGCCGUUCGCGUGCAGUUUGAAGGAAAUAACGAGAUCGGUGUGUUCUCAAAACUUACAAAUGCCUACUGUUUGGUAGCAAUCGGUGGUGCUGAAAAUUUUUACAGUGUUUUUGAGGGUGAGCUGUCUGACACAAUUCCAGUUGUGCACACAUCUAUAGCAGGAUGUCGAAUUAUUGGCCGCUUGACAGUUGGUAACAGACAUGGUCUCUUGGUCCCCAAUACUACAACAGAUCAGGAGUUACAGCACAUCCGUAAUGCUCUCCCAGACUCUGUGAAGAUCCAGCGUGUGGAGGAGAGGCUGUCAGCACUGGGGAAUGUCAUUGCUUGUAAUGACUAUGUGGCUCUGGUACACCCAGAUCUAGACAAGGAAACAGAGCAGAUUCUUGAAGACGUCCUUAAAGUUGAAGUAUUCCGUCAGACAGUGGCAGACAAUGUACUUGUUGGCAGCUAUUGCACCAUAACUAACCAAGGGGGGCUGGUUCACCCCAAAACUACAGUGGAAGACCAAGAUGAGCUGUCUUCACUGUUGCAGGUGCCUCUAGUGGCAGGCACAGUAAACAGAGGAAGUGAUGUCAUAGCUGCUGGCGUAGUGGCCAACGAUUGGCUAGCUUUUUGUGGAUUGGAUACCACUGCAACAGAACUGUCGGUCAUUGAGAGUGUGUUCAAGAUUGGAGAUGCACAGCCCAGUAAUAUUACCACAGAAAUGAGGGACUCUUUAGUUGACAGGUAA
Messenger RNA from Lingula anatina, 869 nucleotides. RefSeq names its product eukaryotic translation initiation factor 6. The record is from RefSeq and is a predicted model, not a curated record. Gene Ontology annotation, biological process: cytosolic ribosome assembly. NCBI's taxonomy places the organism in Eukaryota, Metazoa, Brachiopoda, Lingulata, Lingulida, Lingulidae. Gene Ontology annotation, molecular function: ribosome binding.